AUGACCAACAUGAACACGAAAAAUGAUAGAUUCUCUGAAAUAUCAUCGAGUGAUUUGGAAUCUGGAGGUAUAGUUAUUGUGGGAGGUGGAAUUGCAGGGCUUGCCACAGCAGUAGCUCUACACAGGUUUGGGUUGAAGAGCUUGGUUUUGGAGAGAGCGGAUUCAUUGAGAACAACAGGAGCUGCAUUGACCCUGAUGACCAAUGCUUGGAGAGCACUUGAUUAUCUUGGUGUUGCAAAAUCAAUUCGCAGGAAACAUCGACAGUUGCAGAAGGCACGGGUUACUUCAAUUUCAUCAGGAUUGACCAAGGAGAUCUCAUAUAGCAGCUGUGGGAAAUCAGGAAAUCAUGAGGUUAGGACUGUGCAAAGAAGUGUUCUUCUUGGAACCCUUGCAGAAGAAUUGCCUCCAGAUACAAUCAGAUUUAACUCCAAAGUUGUUUCCAUACAGCAAUCUGAAAGUUCUUCCUUGAUAGCAAUACAAUUGAGAGAUGGAGCACUAAUCAAAGCUAAGGUAUUGAUAGGAUGCGAUGGGGUGAAUUCUGUGAUUGCUGAAUGGUUAGGGCUUCCACCCCGUAGUCUGUCUGGGAGAUCAGCCAUUAGGGGAUUGGCAACUUAUCCUGAAGGGCAUAAUUUUGAGGCAAAGGUGCAGCAGUACUGGGGAGAAACUUUGAGGGCAGGUUUUGUUCCAUAUAAUGACAAGGAUGUUUACUGGUUCACAACCCAGACAUCACAUCCUAAUGAUUCAGAGAUUUCACAAGAUCCAAAGAAAAUUUUGGAAUUUGCAGUGGAGAAACUUGGAAGAUUUCCAGAGCCAAUGGUAGAUAUUGUAAAGAAGUCUCAGAUAGACACUUUAACAUUAGCCCCACUGAGCUUAAGAUGGCCCUGGCAAGUAUUACCAGGUCAACUGAGCAAGGGCAAUGUGUGUGUUGUAGGAGAUGCAAUGCACCCUAUGACUCCAGACUUGGGCCAAGGUGGUGGAGCUACACUUGAGGAUGCGGUGGUGCUUGGAAGGUGCCCUGGAAAAGCAAUGACUGCAACAGAUGGUUUAGAAGAUGACAAGAGGAUAGAAGAAGCAUUAAAUAAAUUUGUGGAGGAGUGACGAUGGAGAGCAUUUGGGCUAAUAAGUGGAGCAUACUUGACAGGCUUUGUGCUACAAGGGUAUGGGGGGCUUCUAAUGAGAUUCUUGCGAAACAAGUAUUUGGGUAGAAAGUUAUCAGAUAAUAUUUUGAGUCAGGCAGAUUUUGACUGCGGAGAACUUGGGGCAAACU
This is a messenger RNA of Cryptomeria japonica (Japanese cedar), 1267 nucleotides long. Its product is annotated as monooxygenase 2-like. The transcript has 6 exons. NCBI's taxonomy places the organism in Eukaryota, Viridiplantae, Streptophyta, Pinopsida, Cupressales, Cupressaceae. Bases 1 to 1098 code for a protein of 365 amino acids. Gene Ontology annotation, molecular function: FAD binding. The record is from RefSeq and is a predicted model, not a curated record.